AUGUUGGUUGACUUUAUUUCGACUCACAACCACCUUGCCACUGGAGAGUUCACAGGGCCCUUAGGAGCCAAAAGGGCAAACUCCCAGUGGCAAAUUCUCAAGGAAAUGCUAAAAGAGUAUUGGCCAGACAGAACAAUUGAUCAGUGGAAGCAGACUUGGAAAGAUUUAAAAAAGAGUGCGCGUACAGAGAAUGCAGCGGCAGCUCGUGGACACAGUACCACGGGAAAUUCAUUAAUAGUACCGACUGUGUCCGAAGUGAGCACAAACGUUUUAAACAUUCUAGGGUUUGAGUCUUCUACUGGUAUUGGGCCUGAAGAGUCUUCAAUAGGCCAGGCAAAUAGUAUACAUGAAAGGCUCAAAGAGCGCAACAACCUUUUAUGUGAACAAAAUCAAUUGCUUCGUACACAGAAUAAACUCAAAAAGAUGAAAAGGUAA
Parnassius mnemosyne (clouded apollo) is the source of this 435-nucleotide messenger RNA. The record is from the annotation of a GenBank genome assembly. NCBI's taxonomy places the organism in Eukaryota, Metazoa, Arthropoda, Insecta, Lepidoptera, Papilionidae.